This is a messenger RNA of Hypanus sabinus (Atlantic stingray), 2273 nucleotides long. RefSeq names its product RALY heterogeneous nuclear ribonucleoprotein (gene raly). Gene Ontology annotation, cellular component: nucleus. Lineage: Eukaryota; Metazoa; Chordata; Chondrichthyes; Myliobatiformes; Dasyatidae. The record is from RefSeq and is a predicted model, not a curated record. The transcript is spliced from 9 exons. Gene Ontology annotation, molecular function: RNA binding. Bases 501 to 1367 code for a protein of 288 amino acids.
UCCGGUCCGUGGAUUUCACAUGGGUCCACCAGUGAAAGAUUUCUUUACAAAAUACAUUUGAAUGGUUAAUGCGAACUACAGUUAUUUAAAAGCAGUCUCCAGUCCCUUCCUCCAACCACUGCCCUGGGAUUGGGAAUAAUCUGGGAUGCAGGAAGCCACCAACAGCGCAGAGGGAAGUGCGCCUCGAACCGAACGGGUUGUCUGUUCUAACGGUGGCUCUAAACCCGCAACACCGGGGUUGUCCGGCCAUGGCGCCGGGGACUAAGGCGGACACCGCUGUCUGCGGGCUCGGCGCUGCGCUGGGCAGCCCGGUGCGAGUUGGCUGAACCCACAUCAUCCCUGUCCGUGCGUGGAGAGCGCCGCACUCGGCGGAUUUCCGACCGUAGCCUGUGCGCCUACAACCAGUCUCUCUCGCCUCUCUCGUUCUGUCACUGUCUCACCUCUCUCUAUUUGCCGUUUUUUUUAACUCCUGAAUUUUCUUGCCUCUCUUGGUCAGGACCAUGUCGCUGAAGCUGCAGACCAGUAACAUCACCAACAAGAACGAUCCCCGGUCCAUCAACUCGAGGGUCUUCAUUGGGAAUCUCAACACAGCGGUGGUGAAGAAAUCUGACGUGGAGACCAUCUUUGGACAGUACGGCAAGGUGGUGGGCUGCUCUGUUCACAAGGGUUAUGCCUUCGUGCAGUACACAAACGAGAGGACGGCACGCGUGGCGGUGGCAGGGGAGAAUCGGCGGGUCCUCGCCGGACAGACGCUCGAUAUUAACAUGGCCGGUGAACCCAAACCCAAUAGACCCAAGGGACUGAAGCGCCCCAGUUCUACUCUGUACAGCACCAGCUAUGACUUUGCUUACGAUUACUUCAGGGAUGAUUUCUACGAAAGGAUGCACGAGUACUCGAGUCGGCCCUCGCUGGUUCCCAGGGCCGUUCCGUUGAAGCGGCCCCGCGUGAUCGUCCCCGUGCUGCGCCGGGGGAAGUCUGGGAUCCCCCUGAAGCUAAUGUCACGUUCCACAAGCGGGGCGAAGAACAAUACAAAGUUAAAACCAGUAAAAUCCAAUGAGCUGCAACGGAUUAAACUCGAGCUGAUGCAGAUUAAAUCCAACAUUGAUUCUCUUCUUGGGCGGCUGGAGGAGAUUGCAAAGGAGAAAGUGGGUCAUACAGAGAUGAGGAAGAAGGCCGAGGACAGCAGGACUGAGUUGUCUCAUGGAGAUUCUGCUUCAGAAACUGCCGAAACUCUCACAGAGGAGCAGUUUGAGGUGGAUGAGAGAGAAGCUACUGACCUGGAACAAGGUGACACGGCUGGAGACAACGACUGCGACGAUGAAUUGGACGCUAAUCACAGAGUAGAUGGAGAAGCAACGUUAGAAUAAAAGAAUCCAAACCAGUGGUUCCCAGCAGGCACCAUGUAAUGGUGAGAACGCUUGAAACUGACUGAGGACUGCAAGGUUAAUUAACUCGAUGGCCGCCCUGGGCCACCGCUCGUUCAGCUGAGCCAGACCAGGAGGACAUCUAUAAAGCACUGGGCAUUCCUGCGUCGCUGUAGAGAUGGCUUUAAAAACUGUGUGCGCCUCAGGAACAACUGCAGAGAACACCACAAACACAGAGCAAACUGUUGGCCAGUUGCCAUGACAAAUCUCUGGGAUCCAUGACCGAUGUUAGAUUGAUCAUUCAUUAAUUUAAUUCCUUUGACAUGUACAAGUGCAGUUGUCAUCAAUCUCCAUCAGUCUUGUUAAUAUUACAAACCCAAAUGAUAUGUUCAGAGUGAAAUAAAGCAGCCUUUCAACUACUUACCUUUUUGUCAGAGUCAGGCUAGGCUGGCUGUAGAAAACUCCUGUCCUUGUGUAUUUGGGCAACUAGGAGUGUGAAGCCAGCUGCCAGCAGAUAUAUGGAGCUCUAUGGUCCAGGUGAAGGUCGACGGGUCGAGGUGCAGUAAUGUUUCAGCAUGGACAAGAUGAGCCGUAGGGCUUGUUUCGGUAUUGUAGUGCUCUACGACUUUAAGAACUGUAGGCUUGUGAGUUGGAAUAGCAAAAGGUCUAAGAACCAUGUUGCCGACUGGGUUAAGCAGCAUAUCUUUAUGAGGAUAGGUUGAGUUUUCUGUCUGGAGUGAAGGAGGAUGAGAGGUGACUAGAUAGAGGUGUACUGAGGUGAUGAGGUAUAGAUCAAGGGGACAGCCAGAGAGACCUUUCACAGGGCAGAAAUGGAUAAAACCAGGGGGCAUAAUUUUAAGGUGGUUGGAGGGAAGUAUAGGGGGAGUAUUAGGGAUAGAUUUAUUUAUU